CCCUGCUUGUUAUUUUGUCCAACAUGAGUUCAGACUCAGUUUUAUUGUUAGAGACGGUUCAUUUCGCCGCAGAGAAACAUCGCGACCAAAGACGUAAAGACCCCGAAGAGACGCCGUACAUUAAUCAUCCAAUCGGAGUAGCCAGGAUCCUCAGCCAUGAAGGAGGCGUCACAGACAUCGAGGUUUUGCAGGCCGCUCUGCUCCACGACACGGUGGAGGACACGGACACCUCGCCCGCAGAGCUGGAGGCAAAGUUCGGGCCGAUCGUGGCUCGAAUCGUUCAGGAGGUGACGGACGACAAAAGCCUUCCCAAACACGAGAGAAAACGUCAGCAGGUGGAACACGCGGCUCACUGCAGCUGCCAGGCCAAACUGGUCAAACUGGCUGAUAAACUGUACAACCUGAGGGACCUCAACCGCUGCACGCCUGUCGGUUGGACAGCUGAGCGGGUUCAGGAGUAUUUCAUGUGGUCCUCGGAGGUGGUCAAAGGCCUGAAAGGAACCAACUUGGCUCUGGAGGAGAAACUGGAGCAGCUGUUCAAACAGAGAGGGGUCCAUCUCUGACAACACGGCUGUAACGCGGCGGACCUUUCAAAGGACAAAUACCAUACCGUUCAUUUGUGAAAUAAAUUUUUCAUA
Labrus mixtus (cuckoo wrasse) is the source of this 638-nucleotide messenger RNA. It is a transcript of the gene hddc3, whose product is annotated as HD domain containing 3. The record is from RefSeq and is a predicted model, not a curated record. Lineage: Eukaryota; Metazoa; Chordata; Actinopteri; Labriformes; Labridae. The transcript is spliced from 4 exons. Gene Ontology annotation, molecular function: guanosine-3',5'-bis(diphosphate) 3'-diphosphatase activity. Bases 24 to 563 code for a protein of 179 amino acids.